UACAUCAUGGAUAUCAUUUCUCCAAAAUUGUAUAGGCUGAUCAAUGGAAUCGCUCACGAAACGGCCUGCAAGAUUGAAAACUCAACUUUAUAUAGUUUAAGUAAUCUAAAGCGCCAAGUUCAAGACCCUCCGGCAGAUUGGUUGUCGAACGAUAAUAUUGUUCUUUCACGUGUUUCGAAGAAGCAAAAGAAAUAA
Messenger RNA from Mucor mucedo, 195 nucleotides. RefSeq lists its product as uncharacterized. The record is from RefSeq and is a predicted model, not a curated record. Lineage: Eukaryota; Fungi; Mucoromycota; Mucoromycetes; Mucorales; Mucoraceae. The transcript has 2 exons. The annotation marks the transcript as partial.